AUGCCGGGCCUCAGUGCGUCAGAGCUGCCACCGGAGGCGCUCCACGCUGGGGACACGAUAGAGUAUUUAUCCCGUGCCUUUGUCUGCGGCGACCACCGAGGGUAUCGUCGCGCCGUCGUCACCUGUGUCGACGGCGGUGACGACGUGGACUUCCCCGUCACUGUAAGCACUGAGGAACCGAUACCGACGGACAUGAUGGUCAAGAAGGUGGCAAACUGCCUCGGCAACCCCCUGGCACGCGUCAAGACAAAGUGGCGUAAGGUUCGGACGUUUGAGUUGGUCCCAGGAACUUUUUCCGCUCCAACGAGGUCCAGUGCGCUGAAUAGUACCCUACAAGCGGCUGUCGCAGCGGCAUACGAGGCCGUUCGUAGAGAACGUGAACAUGUACCCGAGGAUAUCGUGCUGGAAACGCCACCGAGCAGCGCAAGCAGCUCCCCGAUCACGCAGACAAACCAAAGCCACGUCGUGGCACCCAGCACCCCGCCGCGUGUCUCUACUCCGGAUGCGGUAUUUGCAGGACGAUCUACGGUGUCAGGUGAAUGUUCUCCAUGUGAGGGGACUCUGGAACGUCAGCGGUGA
This is a messenger RNA of Phytophthora nicotianae INRA-310, 579 nucleotides long. RefSeq lists its product as hypothetical. Lineage: Eukaryota; Oomycota; Peronosporomycetes; Peronosporales; Peronosporaceae. The coding region runs from base 1 to 579 and encodes 192 amino acids. The transcript has a single exon. The record is from RefSeq and is a predicted model, not a curated record.